UUCCGUGCGGGGCUGACGGGCGGGGGCUCGGGCGGGGGCUCCGGAGGGCCGCGGAACAGAGCAGAGCCCCGACUUGCGGCCUCGGCGCGCCGCUGGGACCCAGGGCCGCCGGCCGGCCGCUCCCCCGCACUCCUCCGGGCGCCGAGCUUCCCCCGGCGGCGCCCCGAGUUGGGCCGGGCGCUAAGCCUGCGCGGCGGGGGCUGCUCCCACUCGAGGUCGCGUGGGCCCGGCGAGCGGCGCCCCACGGACCCACGGGGGCCGGAGCGGUGCCACCCCGAGGAGGCGCGUGCCCUCGGCGCCCUCCCGGAGUGCAGGGCCCCCAAGGCCUGGGGGUGGGGGCUCGUCACGCAGCCCCCUUCCGUGCCCCGUUAAAGGGAGUCAGCCGGACUCGGACUCGGAAUUGGUUUCGCAGACUUGGGUCUUACCGCCUGGCAGGGAACGUAGAUGGGAUUAGGACCUGUCAAGUGGCGCCGAAGCUCGGGGUUCCACCCCGCUCCCUUACGCCAGGGGCCUGAGUGUGUCCCGAGUGACAGGAACCUUCUGGAACAGGCCACCUUUCGGGCGCCUUCCUCUUUAACUGUCUGGCCGUGCCUUCCUCGACCCUUCCGCUCUCCCCUCCCCCCCCCCGCCCCCUCUCCCUGGUGCCCGGUGUCGUCUUAUAAACCCCCUUCUCCAUCUCUCCAGAAGCAAUGGGCAUUGAGCGUAGAAGACACCAAGCAGCAGCAGCCCUUGGAGGAAGGCUGAGUGUUUCUCGGCGUCUGCAGUGACAGAGACUUUGGGAAAGUUGGUACUUCUGGCCUCCGCCGCCGUCAUCUGCCUCCUGGCCCAAGCCCCAGCGGGCUGGAUGUUAGUGCCUCCCUAGUCCUUCCUCCGGCAUCUCCCAGACCAGCGCCCGACUGUUUGAAAAACACACAAAAACAAACAGCCCCCAGGUCUUCACAUUGGGGUUCUCAGCUGCUCUUGAAGGACUUGUUACCAACACUGCAGCAGAGCCUACCACCCCCAGCAGAUCUCCUGUCAGCCCCUGACAUUGCUGCCCUCACCCCUUGUAUCCCCUUGUGAACCUCCUAAAUGUCCGUCUUGUUGGCCUGGGUUCAGCUGGUGGUAUGGAGGGGUGCUGCCUAGCACUGAACCAGGAGUGUGUGUGAUCCACUGACCCAAUGGACAUCAAAGGCCAGUUCUGGAAUGACGAUGAUUCAGAGGGAGAUAAUGAAUCAGAGGAAUUUCUCUAUGGCGUUCAGGGGAGCUGUGCUGCUGAUCUGUAUCGACACCCCCAGCUUGAUGCAGACAUUGAAGCCGUGAAGGAGAUCUACAGUGAGAACUCUGUAUCCAUCAGAGAAUAUGGAACUAUUGAUGACGUGGACAUUGAUCUCCACAUCAACAUCAGCUUCCUCGAUGAGGAAGUCUCUACAGCCUGGAAAGUUCUCCGGACAGAACCUAUUGUUUUGAGGCUGCGGUUUUCUCUCUCACAGUACCUCGAUGGGCCAGAACCGUCAAUUGAGGUUUUCCAGCCAUCGAAUAAGGAAGGGUUUGGGCUGGGUCUUCAAUUGAAAAAGAUCCUGGGUAUGUUUACAUCCCAACAAUGGAAACAUCUAAGCAACGAUUUCUUGAAGACCCAGCAAGAGAAGAGGCACAGUUGGUUCAAGGCAAGUGGUACUAUCAAGAAGUUCCGGGCUGGUCUCAGCAUCUUCUCACCUAUCCCCAAGUCUCCCAGUUUCCCUAUCAUACAGGACUCCGUGCUGAAAGGCAAACUGGGUGUACCAGAGCUUCGGGUUGGGCGCCUUAUGAACCGUUCCAUCUCUUGCACCAUGAAGAACCCCAAAGUAGAGGUGUUUGGCUAUCCUCCCAGCCCCCAGGCAGGUCUCCUGUGCCCCCAGCACGUGGGCCUCCCUCCCCCAGCAAGGACCUCUCCUUUGGUCAGUGGUCACUGCAAGAAUAUCCCCACUCUGGAAUAUGGAUUCCUUGUCCAGAUCAUGAAAUAUGCAGAGCAGAGGAUUCCAACCUUGAAUGAGUACUGUGUGGUGUGUGAUGAGCAGCAUGUCUUCCAGAAUGGUUCUAUGCUCAAGCCAGCUGUCUGUACUCGUGAGCUGUGCGUCUUCUCCUUCUACACCCUGGGAGUCAUGUCUGGAGCUGCAGAAGAGGUGGCCACUGGAGCUGAGGUGGUGGAUCUGCUGGUUGCCAUGUGUCGCGCAGCUUUGGAGUCCCCUCGAAAGAGCAUCAUCUUUGAGCCUUACCCCUCUGUGGUGGACCCCACUGAUCCCAAGACUCUGGCCUUUAAUCCUAAGAAGAAGAAUUAUGAGAGACUUCAGAAGGCUCUGGAUAGUGUGAUGUCCAUACGGGAGAUGACCCAGGGCUCAUACCUGGAGAUUAAGAAGCAAAUGGACAAGCUCGAUCCCCUGGCCCAUCCUCUCCUGCAGUGGAUCAUCUCUAGCAACAGGUCACAUAUUGUCAAACUACCUCUCAGCAGGCAGCUGAAGUUCAUGCACACCUCACACCAGUUCCUCCUGCUGAGCAGCCCUCCUGCCAAGGAGGCUCGGUUCCGGACCGCCAAGAAGCUCUACGGCAGCACCUUUGCCUUCCAUGGGUCCCACAUUGAGAACUGGCACUCGAUCCUGCGCAAUGGGCUGGUCAAUGCAUCCUACACCAAGCUGCAGCUGCAUGGAGCAGCCUAUGGCAAAGGCAUCUACCUGAGCCCCAUCUCCAGUAUUUCCUUUGGAUACUCAGGAAUGGGAAAAGGACAGCACAGGAUGCCCUCCAAGGAUGAGCUGGUCCAGAGAUACAACAGGAUGAAUACCAUCCCUCAGACUCGAUCCAUUCAGUCAAGAUUCCUGCAGAGUCGGAAUCUAAACUGUAUAGCACUUUGUGAAGUGAUUACAUCUAAGGACCUCCAGAAGCAUGGGAAUAUCUGGGUGUGCCCUGUGUCCGACCAUGUCUGCACACGGUUCUUCUUUGUAUAUGAGGAUGGUCAGGUGGGCGAUGCCAACAUUAAUACUCAGGACCCCAAGAUACAGAAGGAAAUCAUGCGUGUGAUCGGAACUCAGGUUUACACAAACUGAGGGGGCCCCAGCCCUCGUACCACCCCCAUUCCCCUAGGAUCCAUCUGCCCUCAUGAAAGGGCUCAGGAGCAGCAGGCAAGGCUGCCCUGAGGAGAGGGGCCUUUACCAAGGGGCAGGAAAAAAGAGAGAAGCGGCGGCCUUCAUGGUGGAGACUCACCGGGAACCACUCCACCUUUGGAUGGCUGAGACUGGCUCCCUACCCCGAAUUUUCCCAGUUGACUUCACCCUGUUUGUAAAUAAAACAAUAAAAUGGAAGGUGCUGUGGACUGCAUAUGA
Sorex araneus (European shrew) is the source of this 3332-nucleotide messenger RNA. It is a transcript of the gene PARP6, whose product is annotated as poly(ADP-ribose) polymerase family member 6. Gene Ontology annotation, molecular function: NAD+ poly-ADP-ribosyltransferase activity; kinase binding; protein serine/threonine kinase activator activity. The record is from RefSeq and is a predicted model, not a curated record. Gene Ontology annotation, cellular component: membrane; endoplasmic reticulum tubular network; nuclear envelope. NCBI's taxonomy places the organism in Eukaryota, Metazoa, Chordata, Mammalia, Eulipotyphla, Soricidae. Gene Ontology annotation, biological process: endoplasmic reticulum unfolded protein response. The coding region runs from base 1161 to 3056 and encodes 631 amino acids. The transcript is spliced from 24 exons.